GGAAUAUCUUUUUCUAAAGAUACUCAUACUGCAGUAAAAGACGAAGUGACGAACAACAAAAACCAACAUAUUGCGGGACAGACAUUUUGUCUCUGUUUGCUUUCAUUGGCUCAGCAGAUUAGUGUGAAAGCUGCCAUUAGAGGGUUUCCUUGAGACUUGCUUGUGAGGUUUAAGCUGGGGCGGUUGGAACAGAGGUUCUUGCCAAGGGUCAAAUCAUUAAAGGAGCUCGUGAGGAAGUUGAAAUUCCUCUUUUCUCGAUGGUGCUUGGAAAAUGGCUUGGGAGUUCUCUUCUGCUUCUAGUAGGCUUUUCUAUGAACGCAUUAGGUGCAUUUCUUGGGAUAAACAUUGGGACGGAUGUCUCCAAUAUGCCACCAGCUUCAGAUGUGGUUGCAAUCCUUAAAGCCAAUCAAAUAACUCAUGUCCGCCUAUAUGAUGCUGAUGCACACUUGCUGAAAGCUCUAGGAAACAGUGGGAUUGAAGUGGUGGUUGGCGUCACUAAUGAGGAAGUCCUUGGGGUUGGUGAAUCUGCGUCAACAGCAGCAGCUUGGGUUAAUAAAAAUGUCGCAUCUUACUUGCCUUCAACCAACAUUACUGCCAUAGCUGUCGGCAGUGAGGUUCUUACUUCAAUCCCCAAUGCAGGUUCUGUUCUGGUUCCUGCUAUGAAUUACCUUCAUAAAGCUCUAGUUGCUGCAAAUCUAAAUUUCCAGGUCAAAGUUUCAACCCCACAAUCAAUGGACAUUGUUCCCAAGCCUUUCCCUCCCUCCACUGCCACGUUCAAUUCUUCAUGGAACUCUACAAUUUACCAACUCCUUCAGUUUUUGAAAAAUACUAACUCUUUUUACAUGUUGAAUGCCUAUCCAUAUUAUGGGUACACUAAUGGGGAUGGCAUUUUUCCACUGGAGUAUGCUCUCUUUGAACCACUUUCUGCAGUCAAGCAGAUUGUUGACCCGAAUAAUCUUUUCCACUAUAGCAGCAUGUUCGAUCAAAUGGUGGAUGCUAUCUAUUACUCUAUAGAAGCAUACAAUAUUUCUGGGAUUCCCAUUGUUGUCACUGAAACCGGCUGGCCUUGGCUUGGUGGCACCAAUGAACCUGAUGCCACUGUGGAAAAUGCUGAGACCUACAAUGAUAAUUUGGUCCGUCGAGUUCUAAAUGAUUCAGGUCCUCCUAGUCAGCCUGAUAUUCCCAUUAACACAUACAUUUAUGAGUUGUUUAAUGAGGACAAGAGAUCUGGGCCUGUGUCGGAGAAAAAUUGGGGAAUUUUCUUCACGAACGGGUCUGCUGUUUAUCAACUUAGCUUGAGUACUUCCGAUCAAAUUACUGGAAACUCUUCUGUGACUUUUUGUGUGGUAAGACAAAAUGCAGAUUCUAAUAAAUUACGAGAUGGGCUUAAUUGGGCUUGUGGUCAAGGCCAGGCAAACUGCUCUCGCAUCCAACAAGGGCAGCCAUGUUAUUUACCUGAUACUCUCCAGAAUCAUGCGUCUUAUGCAUACAAUGAUUAUUAUCAAAAGAUGCACAGCGUCGGUGGAACAUGUGAUUUUAGUGGUACUGCAAUGACAACUACUGUUGAUCCCAGUUAUGGAUCCUGCAAGUUUACAGGAAGUUCUAAUUCGAGCAGCGGAGGUGCAUUACUGCCUCCUGAGGCAUUUGGUCCAAUAAGUCCCCAGGGAGGGAGCCCAAGCUUGCAAGUUUCCAAGUUUCAGUGUCUAAUAUCAGCAAUAUGUCUCGCUCUAGUGUUGCUUAGUUUAUCAGAGAGGUGUAUUUGAUUUCGCUCCCUGCCUUUUAAAUGGUUAAAAAAAUGCCUGAGAUUACAUUGUAUUAAAGUCAUAGCCUCAUAGGCAAUGCACAAAGUUCAAUUUGUUGAUGUAUUGUAGAAGGGACCCCCCAUCCCUCACAAAAGAAGUGUUCUUGUAUUUUUCACUGUCAAUCACCAAAUUUUGUACCACUUUAGUUUCUUCUUUUUUACCCCCAUUUUUGUGUAUUAUGGAAAUGUGGGGUGGAUUGUUAUUUGUAAUUUUUGUUCUGUGAGUAGUGACUCUUGAAAAUUUUUCUU
This is a messenger RNA of Tripterygium wilfordii, 2050 nucleotides long. RefSeq names its product glucan endo-1,3-beta-glucosidase 4-like. Lineage: Eukaryota; Viridiplantae; Streptophyta; Magnoliopsida; Celastrales; Celastraceae. The record is from RefSeq and is a predicted model, not a curated record. Gene Ontology annotation, biological process: carbohydrate metabolic process. The transcript has 6 exons. Gene Ontology annotation, cellular component: plasma membrane. Gene Ontology annotation, molecular function: hydrolase activity, hydrolyzing O-glycosyl compounds. Bases 258 to 1763 code for a protein of 501 amino acids.